AUUUCUUUCUCUCAUUCAAUGCAUGGAGCUCAGAUUUGAAAGCUGGCGCGGGAGUCUUUCAGAAAAGGGGGAGGGACCUUUUUUCGCGCUCUCGGCUGCCCCCUGGCGGUAGAGGCGGGUCAUCGCAGCCAUUUGGGACCGCGAACAAAGAGAGAAAAUACGUAAUUUUAUCGAAACGCGCGCGCGAAUGCCAUCGUUUUUCAGUCAAAAUGACAAGGAGAGGCACUGGAGGAAUUUUGGGCGGCACUUCCGGGCGGUUUGGUGGCGAAAUGGCGAUAAACAGAGCGUUUGUUCUCGCCGAGCAAAGCAGCUGCUGGAACGGAGAGCAUCAAGAGGAAGAAGAUGGUGAUCAAAGUGUACAUAGCAUCGUCCUCAGGAUCCACCUCGAUCAAAAAGCAGCAGCAGGAUGUGAUGGGCUUCCUGGCAGCCAAUAGGAUCGAGUUUGAGGAGUGCGACAUCGCAGCCAACGAGGCCAACAGGAAGUGGAUGCGGGAGAAUAUACCCGAGGAGUCCAGACCUGCCACUGGGAACCCCCUGCCUCCACAGAUAUUUAACGAAAGCAAAUACUGCGGGAACUAUGAAGCCUUCUUUGAUGCCAGAGAGGACAACGCUGUGUAUGCUUUUCUGGGUCUGACUGCUCCUCCAGGUUCAAAGGAGGCCGUAGCUCAAGCAAAGAAAGCCCAGCAGUAGCACCUUUCCACUGGAACCUCUGGCCUUCCCCACAUCCACGCCUGGACCCAGACCGACCCAGAACACAGAGAAGAGAGCCUCCACUCUUCAGUCGGCUAAUAACUAACAAUUCUACUUACUUUGUUGGAACCUUUUUGUAUGAUUCGUCUUCAGCUGUGCCUUGAGGCCCCCGGACCUCAGAGUGUGAAUCCGAUGAAAUGUUCCGUUCACGGUUAGCGUCUCGUUGUAGCGUCCUCUGCAGGAGCACAUCCUCACGAAUAUUGAUCCAAUCCAAGCAUUCAUCAGAACUUUCUGGAAAAGUUGUUGAUAAACCUCCAUAUUCAUAUUUACAUGAUUCUGAUUUAGUGCCAUUUGAAUCCCAAACUUUUUUUUAAUGAUUGUUUUUUACUAAGACUGAUAAAAGUUUAGAGACUGAAAGUACAUUCCAAAAGGGCCAGAAGAGGGAAGCUUGUUUUGUUUUAUUAUUGGCCGUCUUUGUUUAAAGGAAGUAGCAGUUUCUCUUCCUUCUGUUGGACGUCCUGUUGAUGAUCUUGUACAGCCUGGCCUGACGUGAAAUAAAGAUUUAGGUGGCAAAAAUGA
Messenger RNA from Oryzias latipes (Japanese medaka), 1269 nucleotides. It is a transcript of the gene sh3bgrl, whose product is annotated as SH3 domain binding glutamate-rich protein like. Gene Ontology annotation, cellular component: cytoplasm. The record is from RefSeq and is a predicted model, not a curated record. Lineage: Eukaryota; Metazoa; Chordata; Actinopteri; Beloniformes; Adrianichthyidae.